AUGGACUCAGAGUACAUAAAAAAACACCUGGGACACUGUUUGGCUGAGGGUCUUGCUGAAGUGGCUGAGCAGCGUCCUGAUGACCCAAUCCUGUACCUGGCUCAUUGGCUUUACAAAUACAAGGCCAAUGAGAGAUAUGAGGAACAGAAAAAGGCUGAGGUGGCUCAGAUGGAAGGAGAUUUGGCCAAAGCCAGAGAAGAAGCAGCACGCCAGCAGAAGCUACAGGAGGAGGAGAGGCGAAUCAAUGAGGAAUUUGAAAAGUCUGAACAGCAGUUACAAGAGACAACCGAAGUGCCCGACAUACCUGCCCCUGAUGCACAAAUAGAAGAGACGGAAGAAAAAACCUUGAUGGAAGAUGGCACAACAUUUAACCAUGACUCAAAAGAUCAACCCGACCAAAACAAAGUGAAAUCAGAGACUGACAAAGAUGCAACGGAGGUGACCUCUACAGAAACUGAAAACAGACCGCAAUCAGCUCCAGAAGGGGGCACCACAACCCCGGAUUUAACUGUGGAAGCUGCAGAGACUGAGACUCAAGAACAACCCAAAGAAGACCAGACAAAUGGAGAAAAUGAAGAAAAUCAAGACUGA
This is a messenger RNA of Periophthalmus magnuspinnatus, 591 nucleotides long. RefSeq names its product DPY30 domain containing 2 (gene dydc2). The transcript is spliced from 5 exons. Bases 1 to 591 code for a protein of 196 amino acids. NCBI's taxonomy places the organism in Eukaryota, Metazoa, Chordata, Actinopteri, Gobiiformes, Gobiidae. Gene Ontology annotation, cellular component: Set1C/COMPASS complex. The record is from RefSeq and is a predicted model, not a curated record.